Molecule: messenger RNA, 1843 nt
Organism: Ruditapes philippinarum (Manila clam)
Lineage: Eukaryota; Metazoa; Mollusca; Bivalvia; Venerida; Veneridae
Exons: 1
Coding region: 476-1216 (246 amino acids)
Biological process (GO): lipoprotein metabolic process; lipid transport
Cellular component (GO): membrane; extracellular region
Molecular function (GO): lipid binding
Source: RefSeq, a predicted model, not a curated record
GGUGUUGAGGAGAGAAAACAAAUGUAAGUUUAUAGUGUUAUAUGAUAAAUAUAUUUUCUUUCUCUUUUUCUGUUGUACCAAAAUAUUUUUUUCUAUAAAGUAUGUGCAAGCAUCUCUUCAGUUUAUUCUUUAUACAUUGUUCUUAUAUUCCUUUGCUUUCACGUCCCUUUCAAAAUUUACAUUUAUAGAACUGUGUAGUGAAAUCUCGUGUAAUACGUGCACACAAGCAAUUAUGCCAGAAAAAGAUAGAAUGAGCAAUUUUUCAUGACUGUAUUAGUAGUAAUUUAAUGAAUUAGUCUAUAAUUAAAUGUUUGUAAUAAAAUAAUUAUAAUGUUGAUAGUAUUUAGAAUAAGAUAUAAAAACAAACCACGAAAGAGUUAUAUAGGGAUCUGGUUGACCCGUGUGAGAUACAUGAUACAUGAUGUAUAACUAUAUUUCGCUAUAUGUGUUUAUGAUUUGUACAGAAUGAUACAAGAUGGAUUCAAUACUGUCAGAAAUGUCAAAAUUUCUCGAAGUUAGAGAAGAGACCGUAACUACCUUGAAGAAAAUAAAAUCUGAAAUUGAUGAAGUCGGUAAGAAUGCUAGUAAUACAAAUCUGGCCACAAAGGUGGUGUCUCUUGGUGCUGGCAUAACGUCUGUUGUUUGUAUGGUUGCAGCACCAUUUACCGCAGGAGCAAGUGCACCUGUAGCUGCGGGGAUGGCUGUGUUAAGUGGAACAAGUGCUGCCGCUUCUAUUGGUGUUACGGUUGUUAAACAUAUCAAAGAAUCUGGUCUCACGAAAACUGCAUCUGAAGUAAUUAAAAAAGAUCAACGAGCUAAAGAAAGAUUGCAAGAAGUCGCUAAAUCUAUUAGAGAACUAGCAUCAAUUUCAAAUAAUACUAUUCAAUUUUUAGAAAAAGCUGCACAGAUCGGAUUAACAACUACGAAAGAAAUAGAUGCAGUACUCAAACUAGCUGGAACCGCAAAGGCAACAGAGAUUGCGACAAAGACCGCACAAAUUUUUGAAAAAGCUAGUAAAAUCGCAAAAAUCGCCGGUCCAGUUCUUGUUUUUGUAAGCAUUCCUCUUGACAUAAUGGGCAUCAUUGUUGAUCUGCUCGAAAGAGGAAAUGUAUCUGAAGCAAGUAAACAAAUUCAAAAGAAUAUACAGGAAUUGCAAAACGAAUAUAAGACUGUGAGAAGCGAGUACAAUGAAAUAAAGUCUGUUUUAAAUAUCUGAAACGAAUAAAUUUCAUUUUAAAAACAAACCUUUUUUCCAAAAGGUGAUGGGGAAAAAUUUCUUAUAUCUAAAUAUUGAUGCAAUGUAUAUUGGAAUUUAUAUCUAUAUUUACAUUUAUUUAUUUUCGUUCUAUAUUUUAUAUACAAAAUAGAAAUUGUGUAUAGGUUUAUUAAAUUGUAUUUUAUUUGAAUCCUUACAUCUCAAUAUUCUUCUUAAUAUUUUUUUGACCAUUUUUGACAAUUUUUAAACUCGAAUAUGAUUUCUUUUUAAUUCGGUGCUAGGUGCAUGUACGGAAGCUUGUAUUUUCCAGUACCGUCCAUGAACUCCAUCAAACCGAGUGUGCAGCAUUGCAUUUGACAUAUUGGACGUUCUUAUGGGAUUUUUUUUCUUCAUUCUAUAUGUGAAAAAAGCAAAUAGACAAUUGAGAAGAAUAUGUUUAGCAGAAACAUUGUCAUUGGCUUUUGUAGUGUUGAUAUAAUGAUAAUAUAUUGUAACAUAGAAUACCACAUCUGCUAGUAUGCUAAUUAGUUAAUUAUCUUAUUAUGUUAAUUGAUAAUUAAAUCAUAAAAACUAUGGACUACUGUUAAAACUUUUAUAUCUGAACACAUGUACAGUUUAAAUUGUUUA